AUGUUUGCUUUACGUUCAAUUCGAAUUUGGCAGAAUGGUUGUCACCAGGCAAUUUGUCAAGUACGGCAUGCAUCAUCCAAGCGCUGGCAAGCCCGGCAACAAAAGGAUCAAUUCACCAGAGAGGCAGCUGUCCAAGGGCUGAAAAGCCGUGCUGCUUUCAAAUUGCUACAGAUUGAUGAGAAAUAUCGAAUCUUCAAGGGUGGGCAGACAGUUGUUGACUUGGGUUAUGCUCCGGGGUCGUGGUCGCAGGUUGCUGCAAGCCGCACUCAACCGCAUGGUCGAGUCCUUGGUGUUGAUAUAAUCCCAGCCCAACCGCCGAAAGGAGUGUCCACAAUCCAAGGCAAUUUCCUCGCACCCGAAAUUCAAACAUAUAUCCGAGACUUUCUCCGCAGUCCAGACAGAGGCAGGCCGCGCCAACCCGGCUUUCUGGACGAUUCAAGUGUCAGUCUAUUAGAGCCGAAUUCAGAUACCCAACGCACGACGGAGGCUGGGAAUACGGAUACCAGGGGUGAUAAAAUACUUGAAAGAACGGUAGAUGUGGUUCUUAGCGAUAUGUCUGCUCCCUGGCACCAGACCUCGGGUUUCUGGAAACGAAGUCUAAGUGCUCCUUAUAAUAGGAUGAUGAACACCAGCGGUGUCAGCUUCAGAGAUCAUGCUGGAAGUAUGGAUCUCUGCCACGCGGCUUUGCGCUUCAGUUCGGAUGUUCUGAAGGCAGGCGGUCAUUUCGUCUGCAAAUUCUACCAAGGUGCCGAAGACAAAGAACUGGAGCAGCAGCUGAAGGAACUAUUCAAAAAAGUUCACCGUCUGAAACCCGAAUCAUCUCGCAGUGUAUGA
Penicillium coprophilum is the source of this 834-nucleotide messenger RNA. Its product is annotated as RlmE family RNA methyltransferase. Gene Ontology annotation, cellular component: mitochondrion. The record is from RefSeq and is a predicted model, not a curated record. Gene Ontology annotation, molecular function: rRNA (uridine-2'-O-ribose)-methyltransferase activity. Lineage: Eukaryota; Fungi; Ascomycota; Eurotiomycetes; Eurotiales; Aspergillaceae. The transcript is spliced from 5 exons. Bases 1 to 834 code for a protein of 277 amino acids. Gene Ontology annotation, biological process: RNA methylation.